UUCCCGGCGCGGUGCCUUUCCGUUCCCUUCAGUGCCGGCACGCAGCGGGCCCCGCGCUGCAGGACGGGCCGCUUAGGCUGCUGCACUGCUUGGAGCUCGAGGCGUGAUGGCGGCGCCGGCGACCUCCGCGACGCCGCCGAAGAAGAUCGUAGCACCCACCGUGUCGCAGAUUAACGCGGAGUUCGUCACCCAGUUAGCAAAUAAAUAUUGGGCUCCCCAUGCGAAGAAAAAACUGUCUUUUGAUUCAAAGGUUAUUGAAGAUGUAUAUGCAAAAGAAAUUGUCAAAUCAAAGUUUGCAAUUAGAAAGAUAAUGCUUCUUGAAUUCAGCCAGUACCUUGAAAAUUACCUAUGGAUGAAUUAUUCUCCAGAGGUGUCCAGUAAGGCAUACUUAAUGUCAAUCUGCUGUAUGGUGAACGAGAAGUUCAGAGAGAAUGUCCCUGCGUGGGAGACAUUCAAAAAGAAGUCAGAGCACUUUCCCUUCUUUUUCAAAUGCAUUCUGGAAGCAUCACUGGUUGAGGAUGACGAUGAAUUCUCUCUACAUGAACAGACAGUUCUCCUACUUUUCCUUGAUCAUUGCUUCAAUAGUUUGGUAUGUUAACUGUAGCUCUUACAA
Meleagris gallopavo (turkey) is the source of this 613-nucleotide messenger RNA. The record is from RefSeq and is a predicted model, not a curated record. NCBI's taxonomy places the organism in Eukaryota, Metazoa, Chordata, Aves, Galliformes, Phasianidae.